Molecule: messenger RNA, 1937 nt
Organism: Exophiala mesophila
Lineage: Eukaryota; Fungi; Ascomycota; Eurotiomycetes; Chaetothyriales; Herpotrichiellaceae
Exons: 2
Coding region: 443-1555 (370 amino acids)
Biological process (GO): lipid biosynthetic process; fatty acid metabolic process
Cellular component (GO): endoplasmic reticulum; membrane
Molecular function (GO): fatty acid 2-hydroxylase activity; heme binding; iron ion binding
Source: RefSeq, a predicted model, not a curated record
GUCAAGAUUUUUCUCUCAUUCCCAGGCCACCAUUAUUACCUUAUGCAGGCGACAACAUUAGGGAUUCAGAGAUUGACCACUUAGUCAGACUCUCACAGAACUGGCAUCUGGUUGGUGGUGACUAGUGAUCGGUGUUUCGUGCUGGAUAGCAUGACAUGAUCAGAAUUGCCCUGGUCGUAUCUCGUACCUAAACGCUAAAUGAGCCGAUCGACUUCUUAUGCCCAUACAAACUGUCUCCGACAUAUAGGCUAUCCCCUAGGAUCCACCGGCCUCCGGAUAUCCCUCAAGGCAGCCUUCCCCUUAGGAUUCUCUCUUUUUUCAAUUCAAUACCUCGUCGUUCCCAUCCUUCAAUCACUCUCCUUUACGCCGCGCUUGUCUGGCGACAAUCUCUCCCUCACUUCCUCCUCUACACACCACACUCUUUUAGGUGCACUUCCUCACAAUGCCGGGCCGAACCCUACCUACGAUCCCUCUAUCGGAGGUCGAGACCCAUAACACAAAGUCCUCUUGUUAUGUCACCAUCGGCGAACGCGUCUUUGAUGUGACCGAUUUCCUCGAAGACCAUCCUGGUGGACCAGAGUUCAUCUUGGAAUAUGCAGGCAAAGAUAUCAAAGAAAUCUUGCAGGAUCAAACCUCGCAUGCCCACAGCGAGGCGGCCUACGAAAUUCUCGAGGACAGUCUGGUGGGCUUCGUCGCCACGGCACCGGUGUUGAAGACGGCAGUUGAUUCCACACAUCCUGACCAAGUCGUUCCCCUUCCAGCGACGGCCAAUGGCAACGCCGAGCUCCAGGACCACGGGGUCCAAACCAAAGACCUCCCUGCGCGACCCCUCUACGAAUCCACCGGCAUGUCGAGCGCAGAAGAUCUUUCCAAGGAGACGGACCUGGAUUCAGAUUGGAAAACCCACAAGUUCUUGGACCUGAACCGACCACUGUUCCCCCAGAUGCUUUUCAGCAACUUCUCUAAAGAAUUCUACCUCGAGCAAGUACACCGGCCCCGACAUUACAAAGGAGGUGCAUCGGCUCCGUUGUUUGGAAAUUUCAUGGAGCCCCUCAGCAAGACGGCCUGGUAUGUCAUUCCCAUUAUAUGGCUACCACCUGUCACGUACGGUUCUGUCAUUGGCUUCAUGCACCUUUCCUCCACGACAGAGGCGGCAGGAUACUGGCUGUUGGGAUUAUUCUUGUGGACUCUGGUCGAAUACAUUCUCCAUCGCUUUUUGUUCCACAUUGACAAACUGAUGCCCGACCACCCUGUCGCAUUGACGUUACAUUUCCUCCUGCACGGCAUUCAUCAUUACCUUCCCAUGGACCGAUACCGCCUGGUAAUGCCACCCAGUUUGUUCUUGAUCUUGGCAACUCCCUUUUACAAGCUGGCCCACGCCGUCUUCUGGUACGACUGGUAUGCCGCCGUCACGGUGUUCUCAGGGGGCAUCUUCGGGUAUAUCUGCUACGACUGCACGCACUACUGGCUGCAUCACAGACAGCUCCCCGCGUACGUCCGUGACCUGAAAAAAUACCAUCUGGCACAUCAUUACCAGAAUUUCGAACUCGGGUAAGUGAUUCGAUAUAGUUCCAGUUUAGCCCACUUGACUGACUUGUCUCGUCUAGGUUCGGAGUGACAUCCAAAUUCUGGGAUUACGUUUGGGGUACACAACUUGAAUACACCAAACCUGUCAAGGCUUCCCAGUGAUGGGUGGCAAGAUGUUUUGAUGUUGACGCAUGAGCUUGUAUAAUAUGUUUGCAUUGCCGGCAGAUUAUGAGAUGGCGUUGAUGUUGUCAUAGAGUGAUGGGCGUGUUGGAACUUCGGCCGUUGUCUGGGAUGGGGGCUUUCACAUAUACUUAAUUCGACAUCGUGCCUGUCGACUUGACUUGACGAUGGAACUAAUGGUUUAUCGCCGCGAUAGAUGAAUCAAUUAAUAAUGACUGUUCACCGAGCGA